Molecule: messenger RNA, 212 nt
Organism: Austrofundulus limnaeus
Lineage: Eukaryota; Metazoa; Chordata; Actinopteri; Cyprinodontiformes; Rivulidae
Product: rab3 GTPase-activating protein catalytic subunit
Biological process (GO): positive regulation of GTPase activity
Molecular function (GO): GTPase activator activity
Source: RefSeq, a predicted model, not a curated record
GUUUGUGUCCAGAGUUGAGGAGGUGCUCGCUGAAUGGAAGCUGACUGAAAGCUCUGUGGAGAACUGGUCUUCAAAAAAUGGUGAAUCCAUCAGUGAUGUUUGGGAGGAGGAGUCUGAGGACAUCAGUUUUGCUGAUUUUAAGUUCUUCAUCUCCCACCACUUUCUGAAACAAGACUGUGAGAAGGAAGAAUUGAAGGACAAGGCUGAGGAAG